GCCAGAAAAACUCUCUAAAACAGGAAUAGAAAAGAAUAAAAGCAGCUGUCAGAGUAGGAAAAAACUUGAGAGAAGCAACGGAACCCUUGUUUCAGAUCACGCGAUUCUAACAAGAGUUACGUCCGGGCACUUCAGAGCAUUCGGGAUUUUGGCCAAGGCGACGAAGGAUCUCGUCCGGGUCGAUCUCAUACGCGCAGGCGCACACGCAGCGGAAAGUUCUUCCGUGCUAGGUCGUGCUUGUAAAGAAGCGGUACUUCCUCUUACUCCCGAGACAGAACUUCCCCUCAGGCAGGAGAACGUCCAUCGAACGAAAUGGAGAACAAAAGACCGCGACUGCUCGAAGAAGCGGACAAGCAGAAAAAGAUAGUCAGGGUGGGACUCAGUGCACCUUCCAUGCUACGAAAGAACCAGCUAGGUUUCCUCAGAUUCGCCAACUAUUGCCGUUUAGCUCGCGAGCUGCGUGUAAGCUGCAUGCAGAGGAAAAAGGUCCAGAUUCAUAGUUGGGAUCCCUCGUCUUUGGCAAGUGACCGAUUUAACCGCAUACUGGCGAAUACCAACACUGACCAGCUCUUCACAGUGAACCAAGUCGAAGCUGGAGGCUCCAAGUACGGCAUCAUCACUAUGCGAGGCCUGACUACCCCUGAACUCCGGGUAUACCCGCACAAAAGCCUCUACGUCCCUAAUCGGAAGGUGAAUUCUAUGUGCUGGGCCUCACUGAAUCACUUGGAUUCCCACCUUCUGCUGUGCUUCGUGGGACUCGCAGAUACUCCCAGUUGUGCCGUGCUGCUCCCAGCGUCGCUGUUCAUAGGUAGCUACCCAGGAAUGCGUCGUCCAGGCAUGCUCUGCAGUUUCCAGAUCCCUGAUGCCUGGUCCUGUGCCUGGUCCCUGAACAUCCACGCAUAUCACUGCUUCAGUACAGGCUUGUCUCAGCAGGUCCUGUUGACCAACGUGGUGACGGGACACCAGCAGUCAUUUGGUACUAGCAGUGAUGUUUUGGCCCAGCAGUUUGCAAUCAUGACUCCUUUGCUGUUUAAUGGCUGUCGCUCUGGGGAGGUCUUUGGCAUUGAUCUGCGCUGUGGAAAUCAAGGCAGGGGGUGGAAGGCCAUUUGCCUAUCCCAUGAUUCAGCAGUGACCUCUCUGCAAAUCCUCCAAGAAGGGCAAUGCCUGGUGGCAUCAGACAUGACUGGAACUAUCAAGCUGUGGGACUUGAGGGCCACUAAAUGUGUAACACAGUACGAAGGUCAUGUGAAUAACUCCGCCUACCUGCCCCUGCAUGUGAACGAGGAAGAAGGAGUCGUGGCGGCCGUGGGCCAGGACUGCUACACGAGAAUCUGGAGCCUCCGUCAUGGCCACUUGCUCACAACCAUACCCUCCCCAUACCCCGCCUCGGAGGAUGACAUUCCCAGUGUGGCCUUCUCUUCUCGCCUCGGGGGUUUCCGAGGAGCACCAGGGCUGCUCAUGGCUGUACGGGAGGACCUUUAUUGUUUCUCCUACAGUUAAUUCUUCAGGGUGCAGCCCGGAGGAACGUGGAUUUGACUUAAAGAAGUAAAGAGUAUCAUAUUAUCGUUUCUGUGAGCGCAUUUUAAGAGAUGUUCGAUGUUUGUAGAUCCCAUCCAUCCGGCUGCCAGGGGUAAGGUGCUGUUUUAUGUGAAGAUAGUUCUGUAAAGUUGUUUCAGUUAAACUGUGGGCUUAGAAAGCGUGAAACUGUUUCCCUUUUCUUGUUAAACACCUUAGAAUAGUUAUUCCUCCCCCCCCCCUUUUUUUUUUAAACAAAAAGUACUUUUCUAAGGACUGAAGAUUGGCAAAAACUAAAAUAAAUUAAAACUGCUUCUUUCACCAGAAGCCCUUUAGAGAAGCAUAACAAUGCACUGGUGAGACUGUUUGACUAGUCCUAGCUGGGUUUCAGAAAUACAUGCAUCAUCUGUACUUGAAGAGGCCAGUGGGAGAAGAGAGGAGGGGGAGGUCAUUUACCUGAGUCUCUACAGAAGUUUUUAAGGCUACAUUUUGGAAUCAUUAAACUUGGCCUUCUCAAACUCAAUAGCAGAUCUCUGAGAUUCUCCUUUUAUUAUUUUCCGUAGGCAAUGGAAGGAAAGGUAGAUCUUUUUAAAUAAUAGAAGUGUUAAAUAGUCCUUAACGUGGUUUUGUGGAGGUACCUUCUAGAAUGUCAGGUACAGAAGCUCCGGUUUCUAUUAUUGUGACUUGAGUGUCAGAUUCAAGGGCUAAGUGUCAAAGAUAAUUGAUUGUGACUCUUUGUAAUCUAGGAGCGGCAGAGCAAUUUGUGAGAUGGUUAUUCAAAGUGUUAAAGAGCUUGUUUUUCUACCAAACAAUA
Chlorocebus sabaeus (green monkey) is the source of this 2329-nucleotide messenger RNA. RefSeq names its product DDB1 and CUL4 associated factor 4 like 2 (gene DCAF4L2). Gene Ontology annotation, cellular component: Cul4-RING E3 ubiquitin ligase complex. Lineage: Eukaryota; Metazoa; Chordata; Mammalia; Primates; Cercopithecidae. The record is from RefSeq and is a predicted model, not a curated record. Gene Ontology annotation, molecular function: protein binding.